This is a messenger RNA of Conger conger (European conger), 10685 nucleotides long. Its product is annotated as serine/threonine-protein kinase WNK2-like. Bases 593 to 8317 code for a protein of 2574 amino acids. Lineage: Eukaryota; Metazoa; Chordata; Actinopteri; Anguilliformes; Congridae. Gene Ontology annotation, molecular function: potassium channel inhibitor activity; ATP binding; chloride channel inhibitor activity. The transcript is spliced from 30 exons. Gene Ontology annotation, biological process: positive regulation of sodium ion transmembrane transporter activity; positive regulation of potassium ion import across plasma membrane; monoatomic ion homeostasis. The record is from RefSeq and is a predicted model, not a curated record. Gene Ontology annotation, cellular component: cytoplasm; cytosol.
CGAAACCGGUUCUUGUCGCGUUUCAGUUUAAGCAGGUGUUAGGAAUAUCAAGCCUUAAUGAAAAAUAUUUCCGCAUUUUACCGGGUUAGCCUAAAUAAUAAUUAUUUGUUUGCAUUCGCGAGCACCUAUUCAAGCAAAUAAUAGCGGGGACCUAGCAACAUACACUAACUGAUUCAAGCUCUGCGUGAAUUGUAAUAUUGAAUAGCAUAAAGGAGUGGUGUUGAUUUGCCCCAUUUUCUUUGAAUAUGUGUUCAUUUUUUCGUUGAUAAACGGUGCUGGAACGACAUGCCGGGGAAAUGACCAACUGCGGUUAGCCAGAUUGCUAACCGUUUGCUCACUUUACUGUUUUGUGCUGGAUUUCUUUUUGGGUCUAUUAGAUGGCUAUCUUCCUUACAUCGAUGGCUUGCAAGCUAACUUAGUGCUAUGGUGUAAACUAUUUGGUGUGAUGAAAUCGCUUCAGUGAUACCCUGUGUUGCCGAACUGCGUCAGCAGGCGGGCGCUGCAGGUACUCUGCUGCUGCGGUUGUUUCUGAACAACCAUGGUAAAACCAUUCUGGAAACGUCAGUGAUACCUACUGAAAUUAUCGGCAGAAAUGGAAUCGGCGGGUGAAUCGAAUUCUGAUCCCCCGUUGGGAUAUAAAUAUCAAUCGGUUCCCAAUUCUGAGUGUGAACUUAACAUUAAUAUGUACGAAACCAUCAGCGACAGUAAUGUCAAUAACAUGGACACUUCAGCUGUGUUGAGAGGGGGGAGUGAUCCUAGUGCAUAUCCUCCAUCAAAUUAUCAGAGAAUUGUGCGUCAAAGAUUUAUCAGAAGAAGUUUGUGGUUCUCUGACUCUGACGAGCAAGCGUUUGAACCACCCGAAUGUGACAACCGAAGCAAAAUCCUGAAUAUAAACCUUCGCACUAUUGUAGACCGGACAUUGGGAACUCGUGGAGGUUUAGAAGAAGGCUCUAGCACUGAGAGUCAAUGUGGACAAAAAGACAGUGCAACGGAAAGUGUUAGCGCUGACGAGGACAAGGACAAGGUGGAACAGAAAAGCAAUGCUGCACCCUCCGACAGUGCAAAAAAUGCUGGAAAAGCAGCCAGCGACGAGAACGAAGAGGAGGCCGAGAUGAAAGCUGUGUCCACAUCACCAGGGGGCAGGUUCCUCAAGUUUGAUAUUGAACUUGGUAGGGGGUCUUUCAAGACGGUCUACAAGGGUCUCGACACAGAAACCUGGGUUGAAGUUGCAUGGUGUGAACUUCAGGACCGGAAGCUGUCCAGAGUGGAAAGGCAGAGAUUUAAGGAGGAGGCGGAGAUGCUGAAAGGUCUACAGCACCCUAACAUCGUGCGCUUCUAUGACUUCUGGGAGUCCCCACUCAAAGGGAAGAAGUGCAUCGUGCUGGUGACUGAGCUCAUGACAUCAGGAACCUUGAAAACCUAUCUGAAGAGGUUCAAGGUGAUGAAGCCUAAGGUGUUGCGGAGCUGGUGCCGACAGAUUCUGAAAGGCCUGCACUUCCUGCACACCAGAACCCCGCCCAUCAUUCACCGGGACCUCAAAUGUGACAACAUCUUCAUCACGGGCCCGACAGGCUCGGUUAAGAUAGGCGAUCUUGGCCUUGCCACUCUGAAAAGGGCCUCUUUUGCCAAAAGUGUCAUUGGCACUCCUGAGUUCAUGGCUCCGGAGAUGUACGAGGAGCACUACGAUGAGUCUGUGGACGUGUACGCCUUCGGGAUGUGCAUGCUGGAGAUGGCCACCUCAGAAUAUCCGUACUCCGAGUGCCAGAACGCAGCGCAAAUCUAUCGCAAAGUCACCAGCGGGGUGAAGCCUGCAAGCUACAACAAAGUCACUGAUCCAGAAAUCAAGGAAAUCAUCGGAGAGUGUAUCUGCCAAAAGAAAGAGGAAAGGUACUCCAUCAAGGACCUCCUGAACCACGCCUUUUUUGCCGAGGACACGGGGGUGCGGGUGGAGCUUGCCGAGGACGACGACGGGAAGAAGUCGUCCAUCGCCCUGAAGCUGUGGGUGGAGGACGCCAAGAAGCUGAAGGGCAAAUACAAAGACAGCGGUGCCAUAGAGUUCUCCUUUGACCUGGAGACGGAGGACCCGGAGGUGGUGGCUCAGGAAAUGGUGGAGUCCGGCUUCUUCCACGAGAGCGACGCCAAGAUCGUGGGGAAGUCGAUCAGGGACCGCGUGUCGCUCAUCAAAUGGAAGCGGGAGAGGACCAUCCCGUCGGGGGAGGGGGAGGAGCAGAGGGACAGGGAGGUGCAGGAGGGCCCCCGGGCCUCUCAGGCAGUCCCCCAGGUCCCGGCGGUCCAGGCCGUCCAGGCAGGACCUCCCGCCCCCCACGAGUCCGAAGAGACUGACGCUCGGCUCUGCAACAUGCCCGCCAGCGCCACGUCUGUUACAUCGGACAGCACCUUUGAUAGCGGCCUGGGCUCCAUGGUGUACUCUGAUUCACACAGCAGCCAGCGCAGUGUGCUGUACCAGUCUCUGCAGGAGCCUAUCUCUGCUGCACCCUCCACUGCCCAGCAGCGUCAUUUCAGCCAUCCCUGCGUGGUCCAGGAGCCCCCCGGCUGCGACUGGCACAGCCAGGCGUUAGGGGCGGCUGCGGGGGGCAGGCGGGGCAGCGCCUCCAUCAUCGAGAUGCUGAGGCGACGCCCUCAGCUGCCCCAGCUUCUGCGGCCCUGCUGCUGCCGGCGGGGCCUGGGCCAGCAGGGAGACGCGGAGGCCCUGCCCCCGCUCCCCGGCGCCCUGCUGCUGCUGCAGGUGCCUCCGCCGGCCUGGGAGUCCCGUCGCCACAGCGACUCGUCGGCCGAUCCUCGGGAGGGCCGGGGCGAGGCGCCGGAGCUCAGGCAGCACCGGCCCAAUCCGGUCCCCCAGACGCACUACUGCCUGGCCUGCAUGGCCCUGCUGCUGAAGCCCAGGGGGGAUGUCGGCCUUGCCCCCAGCCCCGGGCCUCCAGCCAGCCCACAGCGCCCCCUCUCCCCCUCGCCCGGCAGCAGGACCAGCCUUGACAGCAGUGACCUCUCCUCCUUACACAAGUCCUUACAGCACAUCAUCAGCCGCAAGCCCGCCUCUGCCCACCUAAAAGUGCCUGCCCCCUCCGAGGGCCCCAGCUACGGGGAGCCGGUCGCGUACGGUCAUGAGGACUGUGGCCCCGGGCCGGAGGUGAAGGGCCCGCCCGCACCCACCGCCGCUCAGGCUAGCAGACCCCCCUGCCCUGGUGAAAAGCGACAUGCUGAAAUGCUCGGUGUGUCAGCGGUCCUGAACCCGGCUCUGUCUGCAGUGGGCCAGCAGUCUUUCCACCAGACUGCGCUGGGUUUCCUGGCGGGGUCCUCCACUGCACCACUCAGCCAGCAGCCGGCGCAGGCUUUCCCAGCUGCUGUGCCUCCUGUGCAACAGCACCAACAGCCAGGUGGGGCUUUUCCAACUGUGCCCUCUGUCCACCCACAGCAUCAGCAGCCUGUGCAGACUCUACCCACUGCGGUGCCCCCUGUGCAGCACGUCCAGCAGCCAGUCCCGGCCUUCUCCAAUGCAGUGCCCACUGCGCAACAGAUCCAACAGCCAGUGCCGGCCUUCUCCACUGCAACUCCCACUGCACAACAGAUCCAACAGCCAGUCCCGGCAUUCUCCAAUGCAGUGCCCAUUGCGCAACAGAUCCAACAGCCAGUCCCAGCAUUCUCCAAUGCAGUGCCCACUGCGCAACAGAUCCAACAGCCAGUCCCGGCAUUCUCCAAUGCAGUGCCCACUGCGCAACAGAUCCAACAGCCAGUGCCGGCCUUCUCCACUGCUGCAGCCACAAUGCAACAGAUCCAACAGCCAGUGCCGGCCUUCUCCAGUGCGCGACAGAUCCAACAGCCAGUGCCGGCCUUCUCCACUGCACAACAGAUCCAACAGCCUGUGCCGGCCUUCUCCACUGCAACUCCCACUGCACAACAGAUCCAACAGCCAAUGCCGGCCUUCUCCACUGCACAACAGAUCCAACAGCCAGUGCCGGCCUUCUCCACUCCAACUCCCACUGCACAACAGAUCCAACAGCCAGUCCCAGCAUUCUCCAAUGCAGUGCCCACAACGCAACAGAUCCAACAGCCAGUGCCGGCCUUCUCCACUGCACAACAGGUCCAGCAGCCAGUGCCGGCCUUCUCUACUGCUGCAGCCACAACGCAACAGAUCCAACAGCCAGUGCCGGCCUUCUCCACUGCUGCUCCCACUGCACAGGGCAUCCAAACUACUCCUCUUCCCCCCGGCAAUCAGCUGCUCUCUAUGGGGCAGAGCUUUCCCCAAGCCGGCACUACCAGACAGAUCUCCUCCCCUCUGCCAGCAGCACUCUUCACACAGUUCCCUCCAUCAUAUCCUGUUACUCCAGCAGCAGCUGCCAUUGCUGGAACUGAACCUUACCCUCAUCCUGUCCCUCCUGCAUACUUCGCCCCCGGACAGACUGUCCCCUCCCUGCAGACAGGGGGCGCCCUUCCUGUACCUGGUUCUGUAACCCUGCCAUGCGCUGGCGCCACCCCUUCUGUGCCGCCGGUUGCCAUGGCAAUGGCCAGCCAUUCGGCUCCGCCCACAGUCCCGCCCCCACAGCAGGGUUAUCCCUGCAGUCUGCAGCAGGGUUUGAAAACAGAGGCUCCUCCCCUGCAGCCUGCCCCCGCCCCUCCCCAUCUCUUAAUGCAGCAGGCCCCGCCCACCAGCCUUAAUCCCGCCUCUGUACCUGAACCAGCCCAACCGGUCUCUGAGCACCCUGCACAGAAGAGUGUGGGGCAGAAGGUGUCCAGCUGCCCCUCUGACCCCCCCCAGCAGGGCGUACCGCAGGGCCCCGCUCCGGUCCUUUCGGGUCAGCCUGUCGUCUCGUCCCCGCCGGACCCUGGAGCUGCCGCAGUGGGGCUGGAUCAGACCCAGGACCCGGCUCUCCCUCCGCAGCUCCCUGGCACCCAGACCGCUGCAGCUGGCCCUGCUGUAGCCUGCCAGGCCCCGAGUCAGCAGCCCCAGGCCCCCACAGAACCCGGCAUGGAGGAGCCUGUACCGGAUAAACAGGUGGCAAUUCCCAGCUACGGUUACGACAGCGUCAACUCCGACGCCACCUCCGGGAAGGAGAUGAGUGACGGCGGGGAGGGGAUGCAGGCCGGCGGGAAGUCCGAUGGGAAAGCCAGGAAACACCACCGCCGCUCCACGCGGGCGCGGUCCCGCCAGGAGAGGACCACCAAGCCCAAACUGAGCAUGCUCAACGUCUGCAAUACGGGCGACAAGAUGGUGGAGUGUCAGCUGGAGACUCACAACCACAAGAUGGUGACGUUCAAGUUCGAUCUGGACGGAGACGCUCCUGAGGAAAUUGCGACGUACAUGGUGGAGAACGACUUCAUCCUGCCCAUAGAGAAGGAGAUCUUCAUCGAGCAGCUGAAGGACAUCGUGGACAAGGCGGAGGACAUGCUGAGUGAGGACACUGAGGGGGAGAGGAGCUCGGACCAGGGGGCCAGUCCCCAGCAGGGCCAUUCCUCAAGCCUCCCGGGGGGAGAGUGUGUGAAGACCCUUCAGGGCCAGGCCAACCAGCCCGUCUAUCAGCAGAACGUGCUCCACACAGGGAAGAGGUGGUUCAUCAUCUGCCCGGUGGCAGAGUCUCCCCCGCCCACCAAGGAGACGGCUUCAUCCACAGCGCCUUCAACAGCGCUGGAGCCAGCAGCCCAUCCCCCUGCCGCACUGCCACCAGAGGGCGCUGCAUCGCUCCAGGAGGCCUUGCGGGCUGGUGGCAGCCCCGCCCCAGCCCUGGCCCCCUCGGCCCGGGCCCCAGCACUGUCCGGGACUCCCGCGGCCCCUCUGCCCGCGCAGACCCAAACGCAGGAUGUGAACGGUAACGUGGGGGACUCCAAGCCCGCGGUGGCUCAGGGUGCGGGCAGCGACAUGGCGUCCGCUGAAGAGCCCCUCGCCGCUCCCCCGAGCUCCGCCCCGCCCGUCCUCGCCCCGCGCCGGGCCGCCGAGGUCACCUGCUCCGCCGCCGUGGUGACGGACAUCCCCUGCUGCCCCCUGGUGCCCCCCCUGUCCCUGGACGUCACCACGUCCCCGCCCCCGCACCCCCCCGGUCAGGGAGACCCCGCCCACCCGGCCGUGGUGCUGCAGCAGCCCUUCGCCACGCCCAUACCGGCCUCCAUGGGAGGGGCCAAGCCCCCCUCUCAGCCCCAGAGCCCCGCCCAGGCUCUGCCUCCCGCCUCCCAGCAGGGGCCGGGGGAGUCUGACGGGGAGGGCCCGCCCCGGCUGGAGUUCGUCGACAGCACCAUCAAGACCCUCGACGAGAAGCUGCGCAAUCUUCUGUACCAGGAGCACGUGCCGUCGCCCCCUGCUGGCAGCGCCGCGGACACAGCCAGCUCCGGCACCGAGUUCGGAAACUCCCCUCCGGUCUCCGACGGACAGGCAGGGGAGAGACCCUUCAUGAAAGGAGACCCGCUGCCUCAGAUCCCAGAGAGAGCAGACAGCCUAGCUGCCCUCAGUGACUCUGCUGUGGCUGCUUCAACGAGGACAAGUAAUAAAGAGAUCACCAGCUCCAGUGCACAGUCCGGUCCCAAAGGCCGUUUCCAGACGGUUCCCACCGCCCCGGACGUGGUGAGGAGGCUGGAGCGCAGCCGGAAGAGCAGGAGCUCCUGCGGGUCGCCCGUCCCGGGGGGCCCCGGGGGCCCCGGGGGCAGGGAGGGGCCCCAGGCGGGCGGGGCGUCCGCGGGCCUGCCCGUCACCACCAUCGGCCGUUUCUCCGUCGUCAGCGCCGAGGGCGAGGCCAAGCCCCGCCACAACCGCUUCUCCGCCCCGCCGGACUUCUACCCCGCCGGCGCGUCCGCGGACGUGACGGUGCACAGCCUGCCGCCCUCCUCGGACUCGGACAGCGGGCGGUGCCGGCCGGCCCGGGCCCCGGGGCCCUCGGAGCACGGCGGCAGCGACCUGAUGAAAAAGGCCGUGGCCUUCCUGCGCCGCACCGGACGCAGCAGCAGCGCGCACAGCUCCGACUCGCCCGGCCGCCAGGGCCACGCCCCGCCCGUACACGUCUCCGCCCUGCACUCGCACUCCUCCUAUGUCAGCAGCGACAACGACUCCGAGCUGGAGGACGCCGACAUCAGGAAGGAGGUGCAGCGGCUCCGGGAGAAGCACAUGAAGGAGAUCUCUGAGCUGCAGUCCCACCAGAGAGGGGAGAUCGAGCUGCUGUACAGCAAGCUGGGCAAACCCCUGCCCCCGGGGGUGGGCUUCCUGCACACAGCGCCCCCCACUGGCCGGAGGCGCAGGGCCAGCAAACACAAGCUGAAGGCUGGGAAGCUGCUCAACCCUGUGGUGCAGCAGCUGAAGAGCGUCAGCAGCAAGCCCAGCGACGGAGAGAGUGCAGUGGGCUUGGCUGAUUCCUCAGCCAAGGGGUUGGACCUGGUGGGCAGCAGCGCCUCCUCCAAUGGCAGCGGCUCCCUGCCCUCCUCCGUGUCCGAGCCGGUCCAGACCCAGCAGCCCUGCUCGCUCAAGGGCUCCCUGUCCUCCGACAACAUCUACUCCGGCUUCCACAGCGACGGAACGGGGCCCCACACGCUGGGCCAAGGCUGGACGGUUUACCACCAGACAUCAGAGAGAGUGACCUAUAAAUCUAGUAGCAAACCUCGUACUAGAUUCCUCAGUGGGCCUGUCUCUCUGUCCAUCUGGUCCACCCUGAAACGACUAUGUCUAGGCAAAGAGCGCAGUAGUAGGUCCUCCAAUAGCAGCGGGGCAGCCGCAGCGGCAUCCAACCAGUAUCAGCAGCAGCAUCCAGCGGCGGCGGUGUCCACGCCCCCUCCCCCCCAGCCGGUCGGCGGAUUCGCCCAGGUCCAGACCAACAACAGCAACAACAAGAAGGGCACCUUCACCGACGACCUGCACAAACUGGUGGACGACUGGACCAAGGAGACUCUGGCGGCCGCGCACGCCCGGCCCUCCCUCAACCAGAUCCGGCAGCAGCGCCGCUGGCAUGACCUGGAGGCGGCCGCCCCGGCCGCCCCGGAGGUGAAGUAUAGCCGCCCUCUGGGUGCGGUGAAGUACCAGCUCCCCCUCUCGUGCCCGAUGACCGCAGCCCUGGCCCCCGCCAUGCCGCCGCCCAUGGGCGCUCACUCCAUGGCCGGCCUGCCUCCUGGGUACCUGGCCCCCGCUGGCCAGUUCGGAGGAGUGCUGCCGGCGCCCGUGUACGCCUCGCAGUGGCCCGGGAUGGCCGGGCCUGCCGGUCCGGUGGGCGUUCUGGGCGCUCCGGGCACUGUUGCGUUCUCCUCUAUGGGCAAUCCCGGCUUACAGGUAUUUCCUGUGCCCAGGCAAAGCCCCGUGAGCCCUCCAAGUCCAAAUAUGAGGACUACCUAGCGUCACCCUGCCCUAGUCUAGUGUUUCCAACACAAGGACCACAUCCAUUCUCUAUCCGAGUCUCAUGGUCCUAACAUGCAGGCUACUGAGCACCAUUCUGUCUUCGUACAUGUUCAAAGCUUUACCCUGGAGUUUAUUUGCUUGUAAAUAACUUGUGUGUGUAAAUAAUGUGUGUGUAUAUAACCCUUGUAUUUGUGUAUAUAACUUGUGUGUGCGUGUACAUAUAACCCAUCUGCUGCUGGGUUUGGUCCUGAACAAGCACACAGCCAUUCUGUACAUUGUGUCCUGCAAUCACUGUGAAACAUUUUCACUGAGAGCCACUGUUUAAUGUUUUGUUUUAGGCCUGUCUUUAUCCAACUACAGACGUGUCAUUACAAUGAAACACCCCUUUCAAAAACACUAGCAAUGGAAAUACUCAGAGGUUUAGUAGAAGUUGAGUUUGUAUUUAAGGUGAAUUACCCUGUGGGAGUGUAGUGCCUUGAACAGUGCUUUUCAGGCUCUCCUGAGAAGAAGCAUGUAAACAUUUGAAAGAGUUUUAUUCCAUAUUGGCUCAUGUUAUUCUAUUUUUAAUGCAUUCACAUUUCUGUGGUUUUUCAUUCGAAUGUCCUUCUAGCACUGCACUAUAAACACUCUAGAUGCUCUUACUGAAAUAAUAAAAUCAUACGUUUCAGCCAAUUAUUUUAUCUUGCCACACCCGUGGAUGAAAAUGAUCUGUUCAGGAUAUGUUGCUUUCUGUGGAGUUUUGUUUGGAAAUUUCCAGAACUUCUGCUUUCACUUGCUAUCGUCGUCAGGGACACCGCGCUGAUCUGUUACACUGGGGAAUAUUCUGACCGUGGAUGUGUGGGAGAAUGUAGCAGUUUGUUGUCUGUGCUGUGCAAGAUUUAAGUGCAAUUUCAAUGAUCGACGAAGCUUUGUAGUGGCCUUGCAACAAGCCUUAUUAAAAAGAAAAAAGAAAAAAAUAGCACCGGGAUAUUGUUUUGCUUUUGUGUUGAGUUGAACAUUUGAGGGUCACAGGAAAUAAAUGCAUUUAAAGGUGUAUGUUCAUUUAGAGCAAAGUUCUGUUUAGGUGGAUCUUAUUGAUCACUUGUAUUUAUUUUUUGGGAUAACCGUGCAAUGAUCAGUUAUUUACUAAUAUAAGUUACUGAUAGUUUUGUCUUUGUAGCUAGACGUGCGCUUACUUUCAAUGCUGCUAGUCUGUCCUCUGGAUCCGUCCUAUAGCAGAGAGACGGUCUAAAACCAAGUCACCCUUUGCCUGGCUGUUACUGACAACACAAAUACGCAUGAUUAUACGCACAAAAUGUCUGGAGGAAGAGUUCUCAAUAAUAUUUACAAAUGAACAAUGACCUUUAUUAAAGAAUGGGUUUGGGUUUUUGUAAGAUUUUAUGUGAAACAGUGUUAUCACUUGGUUGAAACCGGUAUGGUGUGUGAGAGUGUGUGUGUGUGUGUGUAUGUAUGUGUGGCCAACUGCUGAGCUGUUGCCGGAAAAGCCACAGCGUUCAUUCCUUCUUACUGAACUCAAACUUUUUGCAACAUGGUCACCAGAUGAGUUCUGAAUAGAAUGCACUGACUUGUCACAAUCAAAAAUUCAUCCUGUAUUGUUUGGUUCACAUUCCUCCCACGUGCACUGUGUUUGGCCCGUGUAACUGUGCACUGUGUUUGGCCCGUGUAACUGCACUGUGUUUGGCCCGUGUAACUGACUGUCUUCAUCCCUGACUCUUUGCAGUAGGGAGGCUCUUUGUUUUUGUUGUUUUUUUUUGUCAUUGUUUUGCACAGCUAUGAAAUUAUUAAAAUAGAAACUUAAGUACGGCACAGUUAACAACUGAGGCCAUAGUCUGCACCUGUGUUGACAUGGUUCCAUCUGACCAAAAAUUAUAUGUUACAGACUGACAUGGUCAAAAGUUUGGAAACCACUCUGUACAAAUACCUGGGCAGGUUAAUUUUUCAUUCCUGCAGUGACAUUUUGGACCAUGUCCUGAGAGGCACCCAUGUCCGGUUCUGUCAAGCUGUGAAUUGUACAGAUCUUCUAUGUCUACUAAUGUUACAUUUUGUGUUCCUCUGCCCAUACCCUCGACUGUGUAUUAUUUCAUCAAUUCGGUUUGAAUUGGUUUUUAUAUAAUUUUUUGCAGAAUCUUCUGCUGUGGCAAAGUACUUUGAGUGGUAAGAGAUUUGUGUUCUCAUAUCUUCUACUUUACAUUCAUGUUUAUAUGCUUCAUGAGCAAACGCAAUCACUGAUGCUUGCUCUAUAACUCUGUGUGAGAUUGCUUCUGCCUGUUGUAGAGUUUUGCUUUUCCUGGCCCGGUCAGCAGCACUCAGUCACAAAGAUUGUACAUGUUUAAAGAAAGAAAUAAACAUAUUUUGUGCUUGACAA